CGACUUCGGUAUUUUCUCCGUAGGUUAGAAUCAUUAAUUUACGAUCAAUUUAGUGUGAUUAAGUGUUUUAAGUGAGUGUUUCCCUAUAAAUUUACAAAACAUAUCAACUAACAGUUGUAAAUGUGUGAAAUCAAUAGAUACAAUAUGGAAAACAAAGUUAUUAAAAAUAAGUCCGGAAAACAUAUUGUAUGUGAACAAAGAAUAAUGCUUCUGAACAUUUUUAACAACCAUUUGGAAGCUGGCAAAUCGAAAACCGCCAGUGUACAUCUCUGUUCAAAAGAGACUGGUAUUUCCAAAUCUACAAUUUGGGCAAUUAUUAAACAGAAGGAGGUGAUAGGACAGGUUACAUCACCCAGCAAGAAAAGAAAUAGAAGUUCGUUUUAUGAGAAAUUAAAUGAUGAACAAAAGGAAAGGCUAAGUAACAUUGUUUAUAAUUUCUACAGAAUUAAUGAGGAGCCAAAUUUAGACAAAGUUUUUCAAGUGGUUGUUGGAGAUGACACUUUCCCAAGAAUCAGUCGUACAAGUUUGUGGAAAGUUUUAAAACUACUUGGGUUCAAAUAUGAAAAAAAAGGGACAAAACAUAUAUUACGAGGACCUGAUAUGGAUUAAUGCAGAUGUCUUACAAAUUGGGGAUUGAAAGGAGUGCAGUGUUGACCACAAGGCACGCACUUUGUUACAAAUUGUCCAUUUGUACAAAAAAUAAUGAUAUUAUCCCUCCUAGAAGACAGAUGGAAGUGGAUCAGCUGAUGAUUAUUACAUAGACAAGAAUUCGGAUGUUAGUUCAGAAAUUUACCAUUUAAUUCAUUUUUUGUGUUCUUUUCAGCUACACUAAAA
Messenger RNA from Aethina tumida (small hive beetle), 834 nucleotides. RefSeq lists its product as uncharacterized. Lineage: Eukaryota; Metazoa; Arthropoda; Insecta; Coleoptera; Nitidulidae. The record is from RefSeq and is a predicted model, not a curated record. The coding region runs from base 121 to 609 and encodes 162 amino acids. The transcript is spliced from 4 exons.